Messenger RNA from Didymodactylos carnosus, 1068 nucleotides. Lineage: Eukaryota; Metazoa; Rotifera; Eurotatoria; Philodinida; Philodinidae. The record is from the annotation of a GenBank genome assembly.
AUGAAUAAUACGACGUCACCUGAAUUAUAUUAUUAUAAGGAAAUAACAAAAACAAUAUCAAAAGUAGUCUCACCAUUUAUAUUAAUAUUAUGUUUUAUUGGAAAUGUAUUAUCAUUUUUCGUAUUGAUUAGUCAUCGUUUACGCAAACAGUCUACGGCAUGUUAUUUAGCUGUUCUAUGUAUUGUUGAAAUUGGAACAUGUUUCACAGGUCUACUGAGACAAUUUUUAAUAGAUGCAUUUAAAAUUGAUAUACGAACAAUGGAACAUUUAAUUACAAAUUCGUAUUAUCGUACAUGGAUAUGUCGUAUUCAUAUUUAUUUGACAUAUAUUUUUCUUCGUUUAUCAUCUGUUCUUCUUGUUGUUGUAACAAUGCAACGAUAUUUAUAUGUCUCAAAAAAGUCGACAUGUACACAAAAAAAUGUAUUUAUGCAAGUAUUUUCAAUAAUUAUAAUUGUUUGUUUAUGUGAAUCACAUUUUUUCAUUUAUUAUGAAUAUACACUUUCAGAUACCCGACCAAAAGUUGAACAAAGAAUGGAAUGUACAGUGGAUAAAGAACGACAUAUAGAUUAUUAUAAAUUUCGAAGUGAAUAUUAUGGAAAAAUAUCUUUAUUUUUAUUUACAUUAUUACCGUUUGCACUCAUGAUUAUAUUCAAUGGUCUGUUAAUACGCACUAUUCAUCAGUCAACUAAGCGUAUUCAGAGUAAAAAAUCUUCAAAAAAACGAAAUGUUACACGAAUGCUACUCACCGUUAGUCUAUUUUACACUAUCCUCACAUCACCAGCUAGCAUUUACCUUGCCCUUGCACCACCCAAAUAUCAGUUACGUCCUUGGUAUGUUAUACAAUGGACACUAUUAAAACUUCUAUUUUAUUUAUGUCAUUCAGUCAAUUUUUUACUCUAUUGUGUUAGUGGUUCAACAUUUCGUGAAGAGUUUUUAGCUAUGGUUUUAUGUCAAACAUCCUCUUCACGCUAUCGUCAUCAAAGUGAACGUGAACAACCAAAAUCUAGAUUUUUAAAUAGUUUCUACCGUUUUUUAUCUACACAACGACAACGAACUCAAGGGACUUAG